Molecule: messenger RNA, 996 nt
Organism: Wickerhamiella sorbophila
Lineage: Eukaryota; Fungi; Ascomycota; Dipodascomycetes; Dipodascales; Trichomonascaceae
Product: Transcriptional regulatory protein PHO23
Exons: 1
Coding region: 1-996 (331 amino acids)
Biological process (GO): regulation of DNA-templated transcription
Cellular component (GO): Rpd3L complex; Rpd3L-Expanded complex; nucleus
Source: RefSeq, a predicted model, not a curated record
AUGUCUCGCCAGAAGGACUUUUUACGGGUUUACCCAGGUUUGAACGACUUUGGUGAUGCGCUAGAAGCAAUACCGCUUGAAAUGGUAAGGCAUUUUACUUUGCUCAAAGAAAUUGAUGCUAAGUGCGCUGAUACAGGCCCCCAGAUCAGCUCUUUGAUUGAUGUGUUUAUGAAAACCCCUCUUGAUGCCCCCGAACGUGAGGACAAAGCUGAAAGACUGCGCCAAACACUCCGCGAAUUUAUGCCAAGUUUAGAAGAGAAGAUGCACGUCGCAAGUAUGGCAGCCGAAACAAUGACGAAGCAUAUAGAGCGCAUCAACGCGGACUACGCAUUGAUAGUUGAAAAUGAGAUCCCUGAACAUAUCCAAGUUGACUAUGAUGACCCAGCGCUCACAGAAAUCAAAGUGGUAGACAAGCAGGGAUCAACGAGAUCUGAGGCUCGACGAGAAGCUGUCGCAGCCCGUCGAGCAGCGGCAGCUGCUGCUACUUUUGCCGACGCCAAAACAGUGGCUUCUGGCGCCAACAAUUCGGCUUCAAGAUCAGGCGGAGUAAGAAAUCGUGCCCGUACAUCAACUCCUCAGCCAUAUGGUAACGUGAGCAAUAACGGUGCACCUACCGUCAACAAUGUUUCAAAUAACGUCAACCCUCCAGGUGGAGACCGCAGCUAUGACAGGUCAACCAAGCGGCAACGAAGACAAGAGGAUGAAUCGGAAACAGAAUUCCUCCCGCCAAACCAUAUUGUUGCCGGAUCAGGUCCUGUGCCCAGUCGCCGCCGUAGAGCUCUGCAAGAGAAAGAUGAGCCUGUGUACUGUUACUGCGAGCAAGGCUCCUAUGGGGAUAUGGUUGGUUGUGACGGACCAGAUUGCAAAAGAGAGUGGUUUCAUUUGGGAUGUAUCGGACUUUCUUCGCCACCUCGUGGUCAGUGGUUUUGUAAUGACUGUCGUCGCCAACAGGCGCAACUUGGCACCGUUGCAACAGUCUCUCGGAGAGCUCGCUAA